AUGGCCAACCCCUCGGCCACACCAAGCUCCAUCCCCUCGUGGAUGGAGCGGCUCGACAUCAAGUCCAUCACCGACCCCUCGGCGACGCCCUUCUCCUACCUUGUCACGGCUUUUCUCUUAGCCGUCGUCGUGUACUCCCUCCAAGGACCGAGAUUCCCCAAGAACAUCAAGCACCUCAACCCAAAGGGUCCCCUCGAGUUUAGCGACACGAGACCGAAGAAGGAGUUUGUGUAUGGCUCUCGACAGAUGCUUGCGAACUGGUUCAAGGCCAACCCCAACAAGCCUUGCCGUGUCAUCAGCGACUUUGGUGAGGCCAUAGUGUUGCCGCCGCGGAUGGCCAAUGAGAUCAAGAAUGAUGAUCGGUUGAGCUUUACGAGGUGGACUUAUAAAGCUUUCCAUGGGCAUCUCCCUGGUUUUGAAGGGUUCGGUGAGGCUAGCCGGGAAUCGCACAUUGUCCAGGAGGUUAUCAUGAGGGAUCUUACCAAGUACCUGAACAAGGUCACUGAGCCCCUCGCCCAGGAAACCUCCAUGGCGAUGGAGGCCAACCUCCCCAAGGCAGCCAACGGCGAGUGGUCCACCAUCAACCUUCGCUCAAAGAUCCUCCCCAUCGUCGCCCGCAUCUCUUCCCGCGUCUUCCUCGGCGAGGAACUCUGCCGCAACGAGGAAUGGCUCAAGGUUACCCAGCAGUACACAAUCGACGGGUUCGGCGCCGCCGAAGAUCUUCGUCUCUGGCCUGCCGCCCUCCGGCCCAUCGUCCACUGGUUCCUCCCGUCCUGCCAGCGCGCCCGCGCCGACGUGCGCGUAGCUCGCAGCAUCCUCGACCCGGUCCUCAAGAAGAGACGUCAAGAAAAGGCAGCCAACGGCGGCAAAGCUGAGCACGACGACGCGAUUGAGUGGUUUGAGCGAACGGCCAAGGGCAAGUACUACGACCCAGCAGUUGCGCAGCUGGUGCUGUCCCUGGUGGCCAUCCACACCACGUCCGACUUGACGUGCCAGGUCAUGACCAACCUGAUGCAAAACCCCGAGUUCAUUGCCCCCCUGCGCGAGGAGAUGAUCCAGGUGCUCAGCGAGGGCGGGUGGAAGAAGACGUCGCUGUACAACAUGAAGCUGCUCGACAGCGUCAUCAAGGAGUCCCAGCGUGUCAAGCCUACGGGCGUAGCCUCGAUGCGUCGCUACGCCGAGAAGGACGUGACCUUGUCAGACGGCACCUUCAUCCCGAAGGGCGGCUUCGUGGCCGUGUCGGCGCACGACAUGUGGAACUCGGAAGUGUACGAGCAGGCGGAAAAGUGGGACGGAAGACGGUUUUUGAGGAUGCGCGAGACGCCCGGAGCAGGCAAGGAGAACGUGGCACAGCUGGUGAGCACGGCGCCGGAGCACUUGGGAUUCGGACACGGACAGCACGCGUGCCCCGGACGCUUCUUUGCGGCGAAUGAGAUCAAGAUUGCGCUGGUUCAUCUGCUGCUGAACUACGAAUGGAGACUGCCGGAGGGGUCUGAUCCCAAGAUCAGGACGUUUGGCUUCUCGAUGGGGGUGGAUCCGUCUUUGAAGGUUGAGUACAAGGGCAGGCAGCCCGAGAUUGAGCUUUGA
This is a messenger RNA of Neurospora crassa OR74A, 1587 nucleotides long. RefSeq names its product p450 monooxygenase. Gene Ontology annotation, molecular function: monooxygenase activity; heme binding; iron ion binding. Bases 1 to 1587 code for a protein of 528 amino acids. NCBI's taxonomy places the organism in Eukaryota, Fungi, Ascomycota, Sordariomycetes, Sordariales, Sordariaceae. The record is from RefSeq and is a predicted model, not a curated record. The transcript has 3 exons.